AUGACGUGCAACCUGUUGAGGAAUGGAAACUUUGAAACUGGUCCGUACAUAUCCCCCAACACAUCCUGGGGUGUCCUAGUCCCCUCCAACAUAGAGGACGCCCACUGCCCUCUCAUAGGUUGGAGCGUCAUUUCCCUAAAAGCCGUCAAAUACAUCGAUUACGCCCACUAUUUCAUGCCCGUAGGCAACCGAGCCGUACAAUUGAUGGCCGGACGAGAGAGCAUUAUUGUCCAGACUCCAGAUCGUCAGGACCACGCCCGGCAAGGUCUACGACCUGACCUUUUGCGGUUGGGGAUGCUUGCAAUUCCUGCGAGGAGUCUUUCAAGCUCGUAUUAUCACAUGAAGAGCAAUCACUCGGGGCCCCUUUGCGGUCCGGUAGUUGAUGAUGUGAAGUUGGUGGUUGUUAACGCUCCGCCGAAACGCAUAGCGCAACAUAAACAUGCUUGA
This is a messenger RNA of Rhododendron vialii, 447 nucleotides long. RefSeq names its product protein DUF642 L-GALACTONO-1,4-LACTONE-RESPONSIVE GENE 1-like. The coding region runs from base 1 to 447 and encodes 148 amino acids. The record is from RefSeq and is a predicted model, not a curated record. Lineage: Eukaryota; Viridiplantae; Streptophyta; Magnoliopsida; Ericales; Ericaceae. The transcript is spliced from 3 exons.